Messenger RNA from Rhodamnia argentea, 1858 nucleotides. RefSeq names its product aspartyl protease family protein 1-like. The record is from RefSeq and is a predicted model, not a curated record. The coding region runs from base 85 to 1683 and encodes 532 amino acids. Gene Ontology annotation, biological process: proteolysis. Gene Ontology annotation, molecular function: aspartic-type endopeptidase activity. NCBI's taxonomy places the organism in Eukaryota, Viridiplantae, Streptophyta, Magnoliopsida, Myrtales, Myrtaceae. The transcript has 10 exons.
AGAAUAUCUUACGCCCCGCCCGCCUCCCCCACGAAACCCCGCGCGCUCUCUCUCUGUGCUUCGCGGCCUCGCGGCUCUGAAUUCAUGGCUUGUGCCACCCGCGGCCGCGUCUUCUUCUUGGCCGACUUGGUCUUCUGUUGCCUGACCGUGGCCUGUCUGUGCGUACGCAGCUGCGGCGGGGCCGGAACUUUCGGCUUCGACAUCCACCACCGGUCCUCCGAUCGGGUCAAGGCCAUGCUGGCCGUCGCCGGUGAGGACGAGCUGCCCGAGAGGGGGAGCCCGGAGUACUACGCCGCCAUGGCCCACCGCGACCGGCUAGUCCACGGCCGUCGCCUCGCUGCGGCGGGCGAUCGGGCGGCGAUCACUUUCGACGGCGGGAACGAGACGUACCGGCUCAAAUCGUUCGGCUAUUUGCACUACGCAAAUGUCUCUGUUGGGACCCCAAGUUUGUCAUUUUUGGUGGCACUCGACACUGGGAGUGAUCUGUUCUGGAUACCCUGUGAUUGUAUUAGCUGCGUGCGGGGAGUGAAGUUGCCGACUGGACAGGUGAUAUAUUUCAAUAUCUACAGCCCCAAUGCAUCAUCAUCAAGUACGAUAGUUCCCUGCAGUGGCGGGCUUUGCAGGCACCAAUUCAGAUGCUCUGCCACUCUCGACCGAUGUCCUUAUCAAGUUGUUUAUGUCUCUAAUGGUACUUCAUCUACGGGGUUUUUGGUUGAAGAUGUGUUGCAUAUGACCACAGACGACAAUCAAUCAAAAGUAGUUCCUGCUCAGAUAACGUUUGGAUGUGGUCAAAUUCAAACUGGUUCCUUUUUGGAAGGUGGUGCACCCAAUGGUCUAUUUGGUCUUGGCAUGAACAACAUAUCAGUUCCUAGCAUUUUAGCUAAAGAUGGGCUUGCAGCAAAUUCAUUUUCUAUGUGCUUUGGGCGUGACGGCUAUGGUAGAAUUAGUUUUGGAGACAAAGACAGCUCAAACCAAGGGGAAACACCAUUUAUUGUUAGUCAGUUACAUCCAGCUUACAAUAUUACUGUCACGCAAGUCAUCGUGGGAGACGAAAUUCAUGAUCUUGAAUUUAGUGCUAUUUUUGACUCCGGGACCUCAUUUACAUACUUGAAUGACCCAGCUUACACUCUCAUUUCCAAGACUUUUGACUCCAGUGUCCAAGAGAAAAGGCAUUCUUCAGAUCCCAAUAUUCCUUUUGAAUAUUGUUAUGACAUAAGCUCAAAUCGAAGCCUCUCUCAUAUUUCUGUGUUGAACCUGACCAUGAAAGGUGGAGAUAGCUUUGGUGUAAUUCAACCAGUAGAGUUGAUCCCUGUGCUGGGCGGAUUUGUCUAUUGCCUGGCUGUGGUGAAAAGCGGCAAUGUAAAUAUAAUUGGACAAAAUUUCAUGACUGGCUAUCGUGUAGUUUUUGAUCGCGAAAGGAUGGUACUUGGUUGGAAGCCCUCCAACUGCUACGAUGUGAACGGCACAUCCACGUUGCCUGUCAACCAGAAAAACACCAGUGCAAUUCCUCCUGUUGCCUUCAAUCCAGAAGCCACUUCAAGUAGCGGUGGCAACAACAAUCAUGAUUCAGCGGUGUCGCCGCCUCUGUCAAGUUACUCCUGGCGUUUGCAUCCUUUUACAUGUGUACUAAUGACUCUCGUAUAUCCAUUUUUGGCCAUUUUUUUUAUUCUUUUACAUUGUUGAGGCCUUACCCGAUAGCCGGACGAUACUUAUUAAGAGGCAUACAUCCUUAGGUAGAAACAGCAAAUCUGAGUAAACUAUAUCGACUUCCACUUCUAGGAUCCGAUAGCAGAGUUGUAGUUAUGAGCAAGAUGAGAUUGUCGCAGCGUCGUGAUUGAGAAUUGCUGUUGUUGAUUCA